Molecule: messenger RNA, 1162 nt
Organism: Oryza brachyantha (malo sina)
Lineage: Eukaryota; Viridiplantae; Streptophyta; Magnoliopsida; Poales; Poaceae
Exons: 1
Coding region: 19-864 (281 amino acids)
Source: RefSeq, a predicted model, not a curated record
CGGUAAAUUCUGCAAGAGAUGAUGUUCUGCGGCACGGGCAGUUUCAAGGACGUCGACAAGGCGGCGGCGCCGGAGGCGGUGAAGAAGAAGAAGCAGGCCGGUGGGAAGAAGGAGAACCCGUACGCGUCGAGGGGGCUCGACAAGUUCUCCACCGUGCUGUCCGAGCUCGAGUCGCGGCGGGAGAAGAUCCUGCGCCGCGUCGGCAGCGGCGCCGGUGAGGGUGGUGGCGGCGGCCAUGUCAUGGUCCGGUUCGUGCAGUCGGAGGGGAAGGGGUGGGUCCCCGUCAUCGUCAAGCUCCCGCCGGAGGAGCAGGAGCAGCAGCGGCGGGCGGGAGGCAAGAAGCGGAAGCAGGCCGCGUCGCCGACCUCGUCGCAGUCGUCCACGCCACCGACGUCGGAGCCUUCCAGCCCCAGAGAAGACGUGAAGGUCCCGGCCCCGGCGCCGGCGGCCGGAGCGGUAGCGCCGGUGAGGAGGAAGGCCGCCGCCGUCGCCGGCGAGAGGUGGUCGUGGUCGUGGGGGAAGAACGUGCGGCCGCGCCACUACAUGCCGUUCGUCGCGGUGCUGCUGCUGGCGAGCCUGGUGGUGUUCGGCAGGGUGUUCGCCAUCUGCUGCACCUCCGUCUGGUGGUACCUCGUGCCCAUCCUGACGACCGGCCGUAAUGGCGCCGGCGGCGAGGCGCAUGGCGCGAGGAGAGCGACGAAGGCCGCCGUCAAGGUUCUCGGCAAGAAGGCGAGCGACAAGAAGAUCGCCGGCGAGAAGCCCGUGGCGGCGCCAUUACUGGCUCCCUCACACGGCAAGAAGGGUAGUUCCGGCGUCCAUGAGUUGAUCUCGCCUAGAAGUCAUCCACAUGGGAAGAAAGGGUAGCAGUUCUCGUGGAUUCAUUCACAACGCCGCGCCGCGAAGAAUUAAACAUGUAAAUGUUUGUAUUGUAGGAUGGCCAGAAAGAUCAAAUUUUUUUUUGUUAUCUUUCCAACCUCUUCGUUUCAGUUUGGUUGCAAAUUGCAGCUAGCGUUUCAGUAGAGCAUCGGCCACUUCGUGUGUGGCGCUGUGGCUACCCAAAAAGUGUUCAUAAUUUUUUUUACAGAAUUAAGUGGAUUAACCCGUCCCUGGUUUACUGCACAUAGUUUAUUUUCAUGUUGCUCUAUUAUUAACUAGGAGAUUA